Messenger RNA from Coffea eugenioides, 537 nucleotides. Its product is annotated as homeobox-leucine zipper protein ATHB-52-like. Gene Ontology annotation, biological process: positive regulation of DNA-templated transcription. Gene Ontology annotation, molecular function: DNA-binding transcription factor activity, RNA polymerase II-specific; sequence-specific DNA binding. The transcript has a single exon. Lineage: Eukaryota; Viridiplantae; Streptophyta; Magnoliopsida; Gentianales; Rubiaceae. Gene Ontology annotation, cellular component: nucleus. Bases 1 to 537 code for a protein of 178 amino acids. The record is from RefSeq and is a predicted model, not a curated record.
AUGGAUUACCACCACAUUCAGUCAAGCGUUCGAAAAAACGAACUCAAAUUUCAGAAGAAAAGGCUGACUCAAGAUCAGGUUAGUCUCCUAGAAAAAAGCUUUAAUUUCAAUAACAAACUGGAUCCAGAUCGCAGGUCCCAACUAGCCCACCAGCUGGGUCUACCACCUCGCAAGGUUGCAAUUUGGUACCAAAACAAGCGUGCCCGGUGGAAGAAUGAAAACCUUGAGGUUGAUCACAAGGCUUUGCAGCUAAGAUUGGAAAAUCUGUUAGCAGAUAAUGAGAGGCUUCAAAGUGAAGUUGGGAGGCUUAAGCAGGAGUUGCAUAAGGCUCAAGAAAUGCUGUUAUCGGUGAACAAUACACCUUAUUCUUCUCUUUCCUCCCAGAUCUCUAGCAGUUGUGAUGAAGUUGGAAGCUCGAGUUUGGUUCAUGGUUCCAGGAAUCACUUGGACAAGGACUUCUUUGCUUGUUUAAUUGGCGGUGAAGGUCAGUUUGGGAACACAAAUGAUCAAGAAUUUUUCCGUUCAUCUAUUUCUUGA